Messenger RNA from Boeremia exigua, 984 nucleotides. RefSeq lists its product as uncharacterized. NCBI's taxonomy places the organism in Eukaryota, Fungi, Ascomycota, Dothideomycetes, Pleosporales, Didymellaceae. The annotation marks the transcript as partial. Gene Ontology annotation, cellular component: Golgi apparatus. The transcript is spliced from 4 exons. Gene Ontology annotation, biological process: endoplasmic reticulum to Golgi vesicle-mediated transport; intra-Golgi vesicle-mediated transport; endocytosis. The record is from RefSeq and is a predicted model, not a curated record. Gene Ontology annotation, molecular function: GTPase activator activity; protein binding.
AUGGCUUCCGCGCUGAACAAACGCCAGCAGGCGCGCAACGAGCGGACGCUGCAGGAGCUGAUCAAGACGGUGCCGGGGAACGGGACUUGCGCCGACUGCGGCGCGAAGAACCCAGGAUGGGCGAGCUGGAGCCUGGGCAUCUUCCUGUGCAUGCGCUGCGCGGCGCUGCACCGCAAGCUGGGGACGCACAUCAGCAAGGUCAAGUCGCUGAGCAUGGACAAGUGGGACAAUGCGCAGGUCGAUAACAUGAAGCGCAUCGGCAACGCCGAGUCGAACAAGACGUACAACCCGCGCAGCACCAAGGCGCACAUCCCCAUCGACGUGGACGAGGUCGACGGCGCCAUGGAGCGCUACAUCCGCCAGAAGUACGAGCAGCGCGUCUUCAUGGGCGCCUCGCAGCCCGGCACGCGCCACAACACGGGCAGCACCAGCUCAGAGGACCGCCCGCCGCCGCUGCCGCCCAAGCCCACCGGCCGCUUCGGCUUCGGGCUGCGCAAGACGUCGACGUCCAAGUCGCCGCCCGCGUCGCCGGGGCUGGGCUUCGACGCGUACCAGGCCUCGCCGCCGCGCGUCAACAAGCCGUCGCGCGUCUUCGGCUCCAACAUCCACACGUCCGGCGACGGGCUCGACUCGAAGCUGGCCACCCUGCGCGACAUGGGCUUCCCGGACGACAAGCGCAACUCGACGGUGCUGAAGGGGCUGAACGGCAAUCUGGACCGCACCGUCGAGGCCCUGAUCCGCCUGGGUGAGCAGAACACCGGACGCUCCGGGCGCACGACGCCCACGCCGCCCGCGAAGAACGGCACGAACGGCUUGUCGUUUGAUAACCCGAGCGCGUCGGCCGCGUCGACGAACCCCUUCGAUGCGCUGGAUGCGGCCCCGCUGGCUCAACAGCAGCAGCAGCAGCAGCAGCAGCAGCAGCAGCAGGGGCAGUUUGGGUACGGACAGCAGCAGGCGAGCUCUUACAACCCGUUUCUGGCUCAG